Molecule: messenger RNA, 1275 nt
Organism: Dictyostelium discoideum AX4
Lineage: Eukaryota; Evosea; Eumycetozoa; Dictyosteliales; Dictyosteliaceae
Exons: 3
Coding region: 1-1275 (424 amino acids)
Source: RefSeq, a predicted model, not a curated record
AUGAAAACAUUUAAUAAUAUUUUAUUUUAUCACGAAUAUCUUCCAUAUAAUAGAAACAUUAGAAACAAGACCACCUUUUACUCUCCAAUCAAAUCUCAAUUUCAAGGAAAAAAAGAAGAAAUUGAUUCAACCAAAUUUUCAAAAUAUAAAUUAUUAAAUUUUAAUUAUGUUCAAAGUGUAAAUUCAUAUCUACUUCCAUUAGAAUCAAUAUUUAAAACUUUUAAAAAUAUUAAACAAAUAAAAUUAUCACUAUUCUUACUUCCAAUUGAAAUUGUAUUAGAUAGUAUAAAAACAAUUUUAAAAUAUCAAACAAAAAAUGAACUUUCAUUUUAUUUAGAAUAUGAAACUAAAAAACUACCAGAUUCAGUGGAUUCAUUAAUUAUGGAGGAAUCCACUAGUAAAGAAUUUUAUUAUUGUGAUUAUUUACUAUUUAAAGCACCAAACAUUUAUAAACAAAAAAUGUUUAGACAAUUGAAAUUUAUCGAGUUAAUGAAUCCAAUAAAAUUACAUCUAAAAUCAUCACAUCAUUCUUUUACAAAAGAAUUUUUCAAUGGUUGCAAUACAUUGAAAAGCUUUAUUUUUGGUGGUGAUUUUUUGGAAUUACAAUCUUUAAAUAUGGCAAUUGAAUCAUCAAGUUUAAUAGAAACCAUUAAAGCAAAGUUCUUAUUUCAUGAUUUACAUUAUCAUUUAGAAGAUCCAACGUUUGUUAAUGGAACUCAAUUAGAACCACUAUAUCGAUUCAUUUCCAUAAAUAAUAAUAAUAAUAAUAAUAAUAAUAAUAAUAAUAAUAAUAAUAAUAAUAAUAAUAAUAAUAAUAAUUUAUGUAAUUCAAAUUUAUAUUCAAGUUUUUUUAAUUCACUUGAAUUAAAUAGUUCAUUAACAAAGUUAGUAAUUUCAAAUUGGAGUUUUGAAAAUGAAACACCAGGAUUAAUAGAUUCACUUUGUAAUAAUAAAUCAAUUAUAAACCUAUCACUAACUAAUGGUGCAUUAAGAGGUGAUAUAGAUUUACCAUUAGUUUCUAAAUUAUUAAUAUCAUCAAGUACAAAUAGAAUUUUUAUAUUAAAUAUAUCAUUUAAUUAUUUCACUGAUAUUGAUAAUUUAAUUAAAAUUAUUAAUGAUUCAGAACCAAAUUUAAAUAGAUUAUUAAUUUUAAAAAUUAAUGGUUUUUGUCAAUAUUCAAUGCUUGAUAAUUUAACAAUAGUACGACCACAGGUUAAAACAAAAAAUGAUAUCAAUAAAACUUGUCAAUUUGAAUUAAAAAUUGUCAAAAAUUAA